AUAGCUCGUGUCCCGUGCCUAGUCCGUAUGUCAGGCGGGCUCCCUCGGGACGAUGACCUGAAGCGAGCUGACCCCAUACACUUGCUGGAGUCUUGUUUCUCUGCCUGGGAUUAUUCCGUGGAUUACAAGUAUCUUUUCCCGAGGAGUAGGUGAAGGGAGGGCAUCAUGGGGAAGUUGCACUCUAAGCACGCAGGCAAUAGAAGAGAGAAUCCUGAAGGAGACAGUUUUGCUGUGAAUUCUUAUAUUAAUCGCAAGGGAUUUGAAGGCUGUGAGCACUUCGUGGGAUUGGAAAGCAAAGUAAAGGACAGACAUGAGGAGCUAAUAGCUGGAGCAGUUAAAGAUGGACAGGAUAAUCAAUUUGCUCUGGAGGUUAACCUUCCACCCAAGAAAUUAGAAGGAUCUGAACAGCAUGUAUAUUCAUCUCUACUUGAAGAUCCUGAAAAAACUCAAAAUAAAGAAGGGACUAGAGGAUUGGACAAGAAACAUAUUAAUAUUGAUGAUAUGUCUAGUUUGAUGCACACAAUUUAUGAAGUUGUAGAUCAGUCUGUCAACCACUCCUCUAACAGCAGUAAAACACUCCGGGUGAAACUAACUGUGAGCCCUGAACCUUUAACAAAGAAAAGGGAAAAUUCAAGUGCUACUCAAGACAGAGAAGCCAUCAGACCUGAACUCUUUGAAGAAAUAAAAGUUGCUGAGAAGCGUUUAUCUGCUCAUGUCAGGAUAAAUAUCAGUGAGCAACAAUCGUGCAAUGAAACCGGUGAUCAUUACUGUGUAGAUGAGAAUACAGAACGCAGAAACCAUUAUCUUGACUUAGCUGGAAUAGAAAAUUAUACGUCAAGAUUUGGUCCAGGGUUACCUGAUGACCACACUAAGCCAGAACAGCACAAGAGUACUCAUUCUCAGAGGAGGUCACAUUCACAAGAAUCAGAUACCCAUCCAGUGCAUCACAGGAGGUCACAGGUAUUUAGCGAUUAUUCAACUCCACUGAUAGAACCAAUGCCUCGACUACCUGAAAUGCAGCAAAGGAGCAGGAGCCAGGAUAAGCAAUUUAUGAAGACACCCAAAGGAUGUGUAAAACCUUCCACAGUACCCAAUGGUAUAAGUGGUGGAAAAUCAGGAAAAGUUAUGAACUACAGCAUGCCAGUGACUCCAUCUCACGCUGUUCAGAAUGGGCAGGAUAUUUAUCACCUCCAGCAACAGCAAUACAACCACAAGAGGUACAGACAGAAGAGCAAAGAUGUUCAUUCACCUCUGAAGACCUCUCAUUCCCAACCAGCUGUAGAGCAUGAAUUCAUCCGGGACUUUCCACCUGUUCUAACCAAUGAGGGCUAUGUUAUUCCUGUCAUACAAAGACAUGAGCAUCACCAUCACCAUGAGCACCACCACCACCAUCAUUACCACCACUAUCAUCAGUCAUAAAACAUAAACAUAUACAGAGAAAAGCACAGGAAUGAACUAUUUCUCUUUCAAUUGCAGUAUUCCAGUUUCUACCUAUGGCAAGAAAAUUAGCUACCUUUUAUCUCAGGUUUGUACAGCUCUGUGGGCUGUACUUCAUGUUUUUUACAGGUUCUUUGUAUGUAUACUCUUGAUUUAUAAUCAAAGCAAUUUAAAACCACUGCCAGUGUAAGCUACUAUAUUAUUUGGUAUAACCUAAGAUAUAUAUUUAUAUUUUUAGAAGAAACAUUUAUAACUAGGUAGGACAGUUUUAUAACGAGAUUAUCAUAUUUGUGAUCAUUUUCAUUAUCUUAAUAUUUGUAAAAUUUAGCAAACAAUUUGUGUAGUGUGCAUUUAGCAUAAAUUGCAUUACUUAUUAGUGUCCUCACAUGUAUUGAAAGCAUAUUAAACUGUCAGAAUUGUAACCGUUAUGGAUGAGUUCAGUUAGGCUUGCUAAAAUAAUCUAAAAUAGGACAGUUUGUGCUGAUGUGGCCACUUGUUGCUCCUGUCCAUAAAAUGGCUGCAGAUAGGACACUGGGGGAAAUUUAUCAAAACUGGUGUAAAGGAAAACUGGCUGCCUAGUUGCCCCUAGAAACCAAUCAUAUUCCGCCUUCCGUUUUCCAAAGGAGCUCUGAAAAUUGAAAGGUUGCAUCUGAUUGGUUGCCAGGGGCAACUAGGCAAGUUUUCCUUUACACCAGUGUUGAUAAAUCUCCCCUGCUGUA
This is a messenger RNA of Bufo bufo (common toad), 2156 nucleotides long. It is a transcript of the gene NKD2, whose product is annotated as NKD inhibitor of WNT signaling pathway 2. NCBI's taxonomy places the organism in Eukaryota, Metazoa, Chordata, Amphibia, Anura, Bufonidae. The coding region runs from base 166 to 1419 and encodes 417 amino acids. The transcript has 9 exons. Gene Ontology annotation, cellular component: cytoplasm. Gene Ontology annotation, biological process: negative regulation of Wnt signaling pathway. The record is from RefSeq and is a predicted model, not a curated record.